AUGGACUCGGCACAGUCAGCAACCCGACUAGCCAUGUUCUCCAAAGUCCGGAUUGAGGCGCGGACGUUAGAGGCAGACUGCGACCAGCUGCUCUCGCGAUACUCGUCGCUGGGACCACACGCUGAGAACGCCGGCACUGUAGCCAACAGUAUCCAAGACAAUCUCAAUGAGCGCGCAGACAAAGUUGAGAGCCUGUUUGAGCUUGCAAGCGAGCCGGAAGCAUCAAGCGCAUGGAGACAUCAAGCACAACGGCACCAUGAAGUGCUAGAGGAUCACAAAAAGACGUUUAGUAGGCUUUCCAACCAGUACAAACUUGAGCAGAACCGCGAAAACCUCUUAUCUUCUGUUCGCUCCGACAUCGAAAGUCACCGUGCACGCACUCCGCAGGACGAAAGUACGUACUACGCAGACGAGCGAGGCCGUAUUGAGCAAUCAAACUCAUUGGCUGAUAGUCUUUUGCAGCAGGCGUUCUGA
Wickerhamiella sorbophila is the source of this 474-nucleotide messenger RNA. RefSeq names its product Golgi SNAP receptor complex member 1. The record is from RefSeq and is a predicted model, not a curated record. Gene Ontology annotation, biological process: endoplasmic reticulum to Golgi vesicle-mediated transport; vesicle fusion. Lineage: Eukaryota; Fungi; Ascomycota; Dipodascomycetes; Dipodascales; Trichomonascaceae. The coding region runs from base 1 to 474 and encodes 157 amino acids. Gene Ontology annotation, cellular component: Golgi membrane; SNARE complex; cis-Golgi network. Gene Ontology annotation, molecular function: SNAP receptor activity. The transcript has 2 exons.